AUGAGCGACGUCGAUCGGGCCAUUGCUGCCGGCGGCGUGCCUCCUGAUGUGACCCGGGAGUUGCUACUGGAGAGCAAAGACCGAGAGACUGUUGUGGGCAUCUUGGCGGUGGCGGUUCUGACCAUUCUGGUGGUUUGCGGGAGAGUCGUCUCGAGGGCAUGGAUCGUGAGGAGGUUUGGAUAUGACGACGGCCUGGCCGUGGUGUCGCUGGCUCUGCUGAUUGCCUUUGUCGUACUAAGCAUCGAGCUCAUCAACUUGGGGUCAGGCCGUCACUUUGCCUACAUCCAGUACGUGCUGCCCGUCCCAAUCGUCAUGCGAACCCAGGUGCUCGACUUUGCGGCCCACAUCAUCUACACGGCGGCGCUUUUGCUCUGCCGAAUGUCGGGGUUGGCCUUUUUCCACCGCAUUUGCGGCCUCCACAGCGGCUUCCUCAUCGCCAUCCGGGCCGUGUUUGGAGUCAUCAUGGUCGGCUUCUUGCCGCAGCUGCUGCUGCUCAUUUUCCACUGCCAGCCCGUCACGGGGCUGUGGCCGUACGGCUGGGAGCCCGGCUGGGAGAGGUACACGUGUCUGCAAUGGGGACUGGUGUACAGCGUCAACUCGACGGUGUCGCUGCUGUGCGACUUGCUGCUGUUUGGCAUCCCCAUUGCCAUGCUGAAGAUGCUGGAGAUGCCGAAAAAGCGGAAGAUGCAGCUGGCCGGCAUUCUCCUGCCCGGCAUUAGCGUAGUCGCCAUCUCGAUUGCUCGGCUGGUUCUCGUCAUCAAGGGACAGUGGGAGACUGACAUGUCUUGGAGCUACAAUCCCAUGCUUGGGGUCGAAACGUCGGAGAUCGGGGCCACGCUCAUCGCCCUCUCGGUCCCUGGCAUCAAGCCCAUCUUUGACAGGUACGUUUUCGGGAAAACCGUCCAUGGCGAGUCCGGCAAUUCCGACUACAACCGGAGCGCGACGAACCGACCGUCCAGGGGCACGGCGCGGAGCAGCUUUCGAUUGCGCUCGCAGCACACCAUGCUGUCCAGCUGGGAGGACAUGGCGCCGUACGGAAACGAGGCCCAUGCGCUUUCAAGGUACGACAGCCGCAGUCAGGCCGGGAGCGACGGCAUCCUGGUGAGUGUUGAUUUUGAUGUCAAGGAGGGUCGGCGGGAGAUUAAUCAUGCUGGGCACAAGGCGGGCAGGGGGUACGAGCAGCAUUGA
Messenger RNA from Metarhizium album ARSEF 1941, 1188 nucleotides. RefSeq lists its product as uncharacterized. Lineage: Eukaryota; Fungi; Ascomycota; Sordariomycetes; Hypocreales; Clavicipitaceae. Bases 1 to 1188 code for a protein of 395 amino acids. The transcript is spliced from 4 exons. The record is from RefSeq and is a predicted model, not a curated record.